UUAUUAUAUACGUAUCAUUUUUAUAUUGUUUUGAAGCUGCGUGCAGCCAUGUUGAGUGUGAUGGAAUUGAUCCAUAAAACAAGGAUCCCUUCAUUUUUAAGAUAAAGUAAUUACCACAUACAAUUAAAUUCUGGUACCUUUUGUCGUGUCUACAUAUACAUGUUUAUAAUUUAAUCAGCUUAAUUCCCUGUUUUAAUAAUAAGCUGCAUGCAAUUCAUUCUCAUCUUCAAAAAAAUCAACACGAGCCUAUGGCAAAACUCUCCCUUUUCUUCUUCUUUUUUUCUUACGUAUGCUCGCAUGCAGUAUUCGCAGAUGAUGACGUCAGCAUAAAAAAGGGAACGAUCAGCUGGUGGUGCAGUACAACUCCACACCCGGAUCCAUGCAACCACUUCAUCAUGAUGGGUCGUUAUAACCCGAAUCAGCACAACCCGAUAACCCGCCAGGAUUUCCGGACCCUGACAAUCCAGGCAGCAAUGGAGCGUGCCAUCCACGUACAGACACGCGCCAAGAAUCUCUGCUUCCAGGGCAAGAGCAAAAGGAAGAAGACCGUCCAUCGAGACUGCUACAACCUCAUCGGCAACACGAUCCACCAACUAAACACGACUUUUCGAAGCAUCCAAAAAACUUCAAACGCGACUUCUGACGCGCAGACGUGGCUCAGUGCAGCGUUGACCAACGUUGAAAUCUGCCGCAGUGGGUCCCACGACCUCAAAAUCGCCGCCCGGUUCCGCUCGCCGAUCCUGUCGGGUUAUGUUUCGGAGCUGAUAAGCAAUAGCCUAGCGGCGAAUGGGGCACUAAUCCUGGCUGCUAAUAAUGACCCGGAUAGUGGUCGUCGGUUUCCGGGUCGGGUCACGCCCGGUAAUCGGAAACUGUUGCAGGUUUCAGCGCUGGUGCUGAAAGCAAAUGUAACCGUGUCUCCGGACGGGUCGGGUCAGUUUAGAUCCAUUCAGGCUGCGAUUGACUAUGCCACUUCAAAACGGGUCGGAGAUGGGCGGGUGGUUGUGUAUGUGAAGAAAGGUGUUUACGAGGAGAAUAUUCUGAUCAACAGGACGAUGAAUAAGGUUACGCUGGUCGGCGAUGGAGUCAAACAUACCGUCAUCACCGGCAGCCGGAGCGUUUCCGGCGGGUUCACCACGUACAGCUCCGCCACCGUUGGGGUUGACGGCGCUGGAUUCAUGGCCCGGGGAAUCACAUUCCGCAACACCGCCGGGCCGGAAAAAGGCCAGGCGGUGGCUCUCCGGUCAGCCUCCGAUCUCUCCGUGUUCUACGCCUGCGCAUUCGAAGGGUACCAAGACACGCUUUUCGUGCACGCGCAGCGCCAGUUCUUCAAAUCCUGCCACAUAUACGGCACCGUCGACAUCAUCUUCGGAAACGCCGCCGUCGUUAUACAGAACUCCGUCAUCUACGUAAGAAAGCCUCUAGUCGGCCAGGCGAACAUGAUCACCGCCCAGGGUCGUGGCGACCCGUUUCAGAACACGGGCAUCUCGAUCCACAACUGUCGGGUCAUGCCCGCUCCGGAUCUUAAACCGGUUGUCGGUUCGUUUAAAACCUACUUGGGCCGGCCGUGGCAGCAGUACUCGAGGACUGUGAUUAUGAAGAGUUAUCUUGACGGUCUGGUCGAACCGGAGGGAUGGUCGAGAUGGGGUGACUCGGAUUUCGCAUUGAGUACUUUGUACUAUGGGGAGUAUAAGAAUUUCGGACCGGCCGGUUCGUUGGAAAACCGGGUUAAUUGGACCGGGUACCAUGCUAUAACCAACCCGGAUGAGGCGUCUCGAUUUACAGUGCGGAGCCUGGUAGCGGGUCGGGCGUGGCUGCCUGCAACUGGUGUGCCAUUUAUUGCCGGGUUGUGAGGUUGUCACCAAGUCAAUAGUUUUUAUUGAAUUCUUUUAUUCGUUUAAUUGGUUUUAUUAUGAUAAAAGGAUUAAUGAAUUUAGUUAUAGAGUCGCUCCUUUGGUAUAUAGGAAAAACAAAUUCCUAGCAACUUUUUUUUUUUUUUUUAUAAUUAUUUUAGAUACUAAUAAGGUGAAAUAUGUU
Molecule: messenger RNA, 2034 nt
Organism: Erythranthe guttata (spotted monkey flower)
Lineage: Eukaryota; Viridiplantae; Streptophyta; Magnoliopsida; Lamiales; Phrymaceae
Product: putative pectinesterase/pectinesterase inhibitor 59
Biological process (GO): cell wall modification
Molecular function (GO): pectinesterase activity; enzyme inhibitor activity
Source: RefSeq, a predicted model, not a curated record